CAUGCUGUGUAUAAAGUAAAUCAAAAUGGAAAUCCGGAUUGUAGCGUGUUUUGUAAUAUGUGCUUUUAUUAUGGUCACCUAUGCGGACUUUCCAUUUAACAAUCCUUCAUUACCAUGGGACCAGCGAGUUGAUGAUUUAGUAGGAAGACUGACGCUUGAUGAAAUUAAAUUACAGAUGAGCAAAGGUGGGUCCGGUCCCCAUGCAAGUCCAGCUCCUGCUAUUCGACACCUUGGAAUUGGACCUUAUUCUUGGGAUACCGAAUGUCUGAGAGGUGAUGCUGUUGCUGGAAAUGCGACGUCUUUUCCCCAAGCAAUAGGUCUGGCUGCUUCAUUUAGCCCUGAUCUGAUUUAUCGUGUUGCUGAAGCUACAAGUAUAGAAGUUAGAGCUAAAUAUAAUGAUUAUAAUAGAAGAAAGAUCUAUGGUGAUCAUAAAGGUGUUAGUUGUUUUAGUCCUGUUAUAAAUAUAGUUAGAGAUCCUAGAUGGGGUCGAAUUCAGGAAACUUAUGGAGAAGAUCCUUAUUUAAGUGGUGUAUUAGCUUCAUAUUUUGUAAAAGGUUUACAGGGAAAUAAUACAAGAUAUAUCAGAGCUAAUGCUGGAUGUAAACAUUUUGAUGUUCAUGGAGGCCCUGAAAAUAUUCCUGUAUCAAGAUUUUCUUUUAAUGCUCAGGUAUCAGAAAGAGACUGGAGGACGACAUUUUUACCACAGUUCAAGGCUUGUGUAGAUGCUGGUACAUAUAGUUUAAUGUGCAGUUUUAAUAGGAUAAAUGGUGUACCAGCAUGUGCUAACAAGAAACUAUUAACAGAUAUAUUAAGAAAUGAAUGGAAUUUUACUGGUUAUGUUAUAAGUGAUCAAGAAGCUGUAGAAAACAUUAUAACGUAUCAUCAUUAUUUAAAUAAUAGUAUUGAUACAGCAGCAUUAUGCAUAAAUGCUGGCCUGAAUCUGGAGCUUUCUACAAAUGAAGUAAAGCCAGUUUACUUCGCCAUGGAGGAAGCUAUACAACAGGGUAAACUAACAGAAGAUAUGGUUAGAAGUAGAGUUAAACCAUUAUUUUAUACCAGAAUGCGUCUUGGUGAAUUUGAUCCACCUUCCAUGAACCCCUAUACCAAGUUAGAUUUAUCAGUUGUACAAAGUAAAGCUCACCAAGCUUUAGCCCUAGAGGCAGCUAUUAAAUCCUUUGUUCUACUUAAAAAUGAUGAACAAUUUCUACCCAGAAAAUAUCUAAACUCUGUUGCAGUUGUGGGACCAAUGGCUAAUAAUAUUAAACAACAAUUUGGAGAUUAUUCUCCGGAUAUUAAUCCAACAGUUACUACUACACCUCUCCAGGCCUUUCAAAACGUUGCCUCUAACGUAAAAUAUGCUGCUGGAUGUCAGGAUAAUACAUGUACUCAGUAUUCUAGUCUACAAAUUCAACAAGCCAUUAAAGGUGUCGAUGGAGUUUAUGUGUGUCUCGGAACAGGACAAGAAAUAGAGAGUGAAGGGAAUGAUAGAUCUGAUCUGGAACUGCCAGGACACCAACUAGAUCUUUUAUUGGAUGUCGUGAAAUUUGCCAAUGGUAAACCUGUUGUAUUGGUAUUAUUUAAUGCUGGUCCAUUAAAUAUUAGCAUGAUUGACACAAUGACUCAGGUACCAGCUAUUAUAGCUUGUUUCUUCCCAGCUCAAGCUACAGGAGAUGCUCUUAUAGAUAUCCUAUUAAACAGAAAUGGUGCUGUACCUUCAGCUAGACUACCAGUAACAUGGCCAAUGACCAUGGAUCAGGUACCACCUAUUACAAAUUAUACCAUGGUUGGCAGAACUUAUAGAUAUUCUAAUGGUGUACCUCUCUAUCCAUUUGGAUACGGCUUGUCAUAUACUAGAUUUAGUUACAGUAAUCUAAAAAUACCAACAAGUAUUAUGGCAGGAAUGGACUUAACUGGGUCUGUUGAUAUAUCAAAUAUUGGUGGUAUGGCUGCUGAAGAGGUUUAUCAAAUUUACAUCGUGUGGGCUAAAGCGGCGGUCCCAGUACCCAGAAGUCAACUGGCUGAUUUCAACAGAGUAGAAUUAGGCGUUGAUCAGACUGUUACAGUUAAAUUUAGAGUUAAAGUUGAAACUAUGGCUGUAUGGAUAGAUUCUAAAGGUUGGAAAGUUGAAUCCGGUCCCAUGAAAUUAUAUGUUGGUGGUCAACAACCGAACCAGAAGAAGUCAACUGGCUCUAAUAUUCUCAGUUCAACAUUUAAUAUCAAACAUUCCAUAUUCACAAGAAAACGUUGAUAUAGAGACAUAUAGUUCGUUUAAAUGAAAAAUGUAAUAAAGCAAAAAUAUGUAAAGAUGCAUUACUUUGUUUCACGGUAUGCCGACACAAACUGAUUUCA
Molecule: messenger RNA, 2349 nt
Organism: Patella vulgata (common limpet)
Lineage: Eukaryota; Metazoa; Mollusca; Gastropoda; Patellidae
Exons: 12
Coding region: 26-2248 (740 amino acids)
Biological process (GO): arabinan catabolic process; xylan catabolic process
Cellular component (GO): plant-type cell wall
Molecular function (GO): alpha-L-arabinofuranosidase activity; xylan 1,4-beta-xylosidase activity
Source: RefSeq, a predicted model, not a curated record